Messenger RNA from Peniophora sp. CBMAI 1063, 1167 nucleotides. The record is from the annotation of a GenBank genome assembly. Lineage: Eukaryota; Fungi; Basidiomycota; Agaricomycetes; Russulales; Peniophoraceae.
AUGUCGCGGCGACCGUCGCAGCUGUCUGAACGUGCGACUGAACCACCACUGAGCGCGUCUGGAGAGCUCGAGGGAGAGGAGGCGAUGAUGGACGAAGGCGAGGAGGUCGGAUACGCCUCGUCGACGCCGACGUCCACUCUGACGUGGAUCAGCUGGUUCUGCUCGCUGCCCGGCCAUGACUACUUCUGCGAGGUCGCGGAGGACUUUAUCGAGGAUGACUUCAACUUGACAGGCUUGAACGCUAUGGUCCCGUUUUGGAAGGAGGCUAUGGAGAUGGUCCUCGACGUCGAUCCCGACGAAGACUCGGCCAGGGUACCCGAUGUAUCCAUCGUCGAAGCAUCCGCCGAGCUACUCUAUGGACUGGUCCACCAGCGAUACAUCCUCACACGCGCAGGACUGCAGGCCAUGGCGGAGAAGUACGAUCAGGGCGUGUUUGGCGCUUGUCCCCGCGUGUACUGCAACGGCUGCAAUGUCGUACCCUGCGGACGCUCGGACUUGCCUGGACUGGAUACUGUCAAGCUCUACUGCCCGAAUUGUAACGAUAUUUACGUGCCACCAAGCAGCCGCUUCCAGGGUGUUGAUGGUGCAUUCUUCGGCACGACCUUUGCCCACCUAUUCUUCCACAGUUACCGCGACCUCCUCCCCGCACCCUUCUACAAGCCGACACCCGGCACCCCCAGCGGCGCCGAUAGCCCCAUCAGCCCCGCGUCUGAAGCCGACUCGCAGAUACAGAACCCGAAUGCAUACGGUGGCCAGAAACGCCCUGCGCCGGGCGUGUAUGUACCCAAGAUCUUCGGAUUCCGCGUCAACGAGCGCGCGAAGAACGGGCCGAGGAUGCAGUGGAUGAGGAUGAGGCCAAGCUCCCCGACUGAGCUCGACAAGGUUGACUAUAGGGGGCGAUGGAUCGAUGAUGGCAUCUCGGACGACGAGGACGAUGCGGAGGGAGAGGACGACAGGCCCAUGGAGGACUUUGAUCCUGAUAACGGGGAGGACGUCGAUGACGACGAGGAAGAGGAGGAGGAAGACGCUCAGGCCGCUCCGCAGGCUAAGCACGCACCCAGUGGCUCUUCCAAGCAGUUUACUCCAGCCCAAACGGCGGCGUUGUACGCGGCAAAGGGCUCGAACGCGAAGGUCAAGGUCGUCCGCCAAUCAGGCGGCCGUAUCUAA